This is a messenger RNA of Xyrauchen texanus (razorback sucker), 5880 nucleotides long. RefSeq names its product cartilage intermediate layer protein, nucleotide pyrophosphohydrolase (gene cilp). The transcript has 9 exons. Bases 249 to 3758 code for a protein of 1169 amino acids. Lineage: Eukaryota; Metazoa; Chordata; Actinopteri; Cypriniformes; Catostomidae. The record is from RefSeq and is a predicted model, not a curated record.
AGUCGACCUUAUUGCUGAGGGCUGAGCUAUAUAAGUGACGGACAAAGACCUGGACUGCACAUUCACCCUCUCUCUUUCUCACUCUAACUAUUUAGCUACUGCUCCCUAAACACAUCACAGAAACAAGCAGAAGUAAAAGAACUGUCAAUUUCACCGAGAAACUUUUGCUUUGCACAGAGUCUGUGGCUGGACUAUUUUUAGUGUGGAGCUGUGUAAGAGGAUAAUUUCCAGAGAUCGGAGGUCAUUAAAUGAGAGCCAGGAUGGGCUGCCUCUCAAUAUGGACCUUUCAUCUAUUUCUUUUGGGAAUUACAGGCACCUUUGCACAAGGGACAUGGAAAAGCAUUAGUGGAAGAUCAGGGACACCAAACCCAGAUGAGGAUGACCAUGAGUGGACCACAUGGUUCAAUGUAGAUCACCCUGGAGGGAAAGGAGACUAUGAGAAGCUGAAUGUCAUUCAUUUCUAUUAUCGAGCCCGUGUGUGUGAGUUUCCUCGAGCUCUAGAAGCACGCACUACCGAAUGGAUCCCAGCUCGCAACACUGGGGAAAGAGUACAUGCUGACCCAGCUGUGGGUUUCUGGUGUAUCAAUUCUGAACAGCCUGUUGGAAAGAACUGCUCAAACUAUGCUGUACGCUUCCUGUGUCCAAGAGACAAUCCAUCAAACGUUGAAGUGAUAUGGGGUCCAUGGUCAGACUGGAGUCCGUGUUCAGCUCAAUGCGAUCAGAUGGCAACACAGCAUCGCUCUAGAACCUGCAAAUCCAUUUCCAAGCAAUGCAACGGCCAAGCAGUAGAAGCCAGGUCAUGCCAAGGGCCACCUUGCCCCGGCUGUAAUCUGCAGUGUGUGAUGGGCAGGGUAAAUGCUGAGUGUGAUGGCUGUAUGUGUCAGGAUCAUACCUUGCUUGGAUCAGUCCGUAGUGCGGGGGGUCUCCCUGCACCAGGAGCUGCCAUCCUACAUGCUGGUCCAAGCCCUAAACUCUAUACUAUUACUGAUCACAAUGGGCAUUUCCAAAUCCCUGGAAUCUGCCCAGAUGGCAACACUACUUUGAUGAUCAAGCUGCAUAAUCACACUCCAUACAAAGUCAUUGUGCCGCAAAGCAGCAAGCGUACCUCCAUCAUCCUUUUGAAGCUAGAACGAGCAAAAAGAUUGUAUGUUCUGAAAAACCCUGAAAACAAGGCCAGAAGGGAAGGUCAAACAGCUGCCUUCUGUUGCAAGGUUAAUGGCUCACCUGAACCAGACCACUAUGAAUGGUUCCACAAUGGUACUCUGCUGAACAGGAGACAAUAUCAGUAUGACGAGACAUUGGUUUUGAAGAAUCUCAGUUUGGACCAGAUGGGAGAAUACUAUUGCAGAGCCAGUAAUGAGGAUGGAGCCAUAAAAUCCAAACCAGCCACAUUAACAGUUAUUGGACAAAAUGAGCCAUCAUGCAAUGCUAAGCCUGAUCCCCACCUAAUCCGGCUUCCACAUGACUGCUUUCAAAAAGAGACUAACUCGUUCUAUUACGAUGUGGGUAGAUGUCCUAUAUCCACAUGCACUGGGAAGCUGGAUAAUGGCAUCAGAUGCAAAGACUCAGUGUCCUACUGCUGUGGAAUUUCAAACAUGGAGGAAAAAGAAAUUCAAUGUCAGGGCUAUCAGUUACCCAUCAUGGUAGUAGCUCAGUGUGGUUGCAAAACAUGUGUGGAAACCAAAGCUAUUGUUCGUGGACGUGCUAUUGCAGCAGACACUGGUGAGCCCAUGAGGUUUGGACAUAUCUACAUGGAUGGCUCAAGAGUAAGCCGAACUGGAUACAAAGGCACAUUUUCAAUCCAGGUACCAACAGACAGAGAGCGUCUGGUCAUCACAUUUGUGGACAACAUGCAGAAGUUUGUGAACACCACCAAAGUACUACCAUUCAAUACCAAAGGUGGAGCUGUUUACCAUGAGAUCAAGCUAUUGAGGAAAAAGCCAGCUGUGACCAUUAGCUCAAGAGAGACUAAUAAGCUAGACCUAGGAGAGGUUGAGGGCCAGGACCCUAUUGCUGAGAUUGAGAUCCCACCCAACACAUUCUAUAAAGAAAAUGGAGAGGUAUUUAUGGGGAAUGUCAAGGCCAGUGUGACUUUCCUGGACCCCAGGGAUGUAUCAACAGCAGCAGCUGCCCAGAGUGACCUCAACUUCAUCGGUGAUGAAGGUGAUACUUUGCCAUUGAGAACUUAUGGAAUGUUCUCUGUAGACUUCAGGGAUCAGGAAGGAGCGGAGCAACUCAAUGCUGGUGAGGUGAAAGUGCGUCUCGAUGCAGCACAAGUGAAGAUGCCCGAGCACUUAAAGACUAUGAAGUUGUGGUCCCUUAAUCCUGAUACUGGCUUGUGGGAAGAGGAGGGGCAAUUCCAUGCUGAGAAACAGCAACGAGGGAAAAGAGAGGAGAGGACCUUCCUUAUAGGUAAUAUGGAAAUCCGUGAGAGGCGACUGUUUAACUUGGAUGUACCCGAGAACAGGAGAUGUUAUGUGAAAGUGAGAGCUUUCCGCAGUGAAAGAUUUAUGCAGAGUGAGCAAACUGAAGGAGUUGUUGUGACUUUAAUAAAUAUGGAGCCCACACCAGGGUUUUCAACCAACCCUCGGGCUUGGGGUAGAUUUGACAGUGUCAUCACUGGUCCAAAUGGUGCAUGCCUUCCAGCCUUCUGUGAUGAACAAAAAGCAGAUGCAUACACAGCUUAUGUCAUGGCCAACCUUGGGGGAGAAGAGCUUGAGUCAGUAGCAUCAUCUCCAAAGUUGAAUCCGAACAGAAUUGGUGUCCCGCAACCCUAUUUGAAUAAACUUAACUAUAAACGCACUGACCAUGAUGAUCCCAGAAUAAAAAAGACAGCAUUCAGCAUGAAUGUGGCCAAACCCAGGACAAAUGCAGCUGAGGAAGCCAAUGGUCCAGUUUACUCAUAUGACAAACUUAAAGAGUGUGAGGAAGCUCCAUUCAGCGCAGCUCACUUCCGUUUCUCAAGAGUCGAGGGAGAUCGCUAUGAUUACAACACAGUGCCUUUCAAUGAGGAUGAUCCAAUGAGCUGGACAGAAGACUACUUGAGUUGGUGGCCAAAGCCCAUGGAAUACAGGGCUUGCUAUAUUAAAGUCAAACUCAACAGUGGCCAUGAGCUCAAUGUUCGUUCUCGCAAUAUGGGGGGUACCCACCCAAAAACUGUUGGCCAACUGUAUGGUAUACGUGACAACCGAAGCAUCCGAGACAGGGACCAAUCAACCAUUUCCGCAGUGUGUCUGGAAUUUAAGUGCAGUGGGAUGCUCUAUGACCAGGACCGAGUGGAUCGCACUCUUGUAAAUGUAAUUCCUCAGGGCAACUGCAAGAGAGACAGUGUAAAUAGUAUGCUACAGGAAUAUUUGGUAAAUCAUCUCCCACUGGCUGUCAACAAUGACACAAAUGAGUUUACUAUGCUUGCUCCUCUGGACCCACUGGGCCACAACUAUGGUAUCUAUACAGUGACUGACCAAGACCCCCGCACAGCCAAAGAAAUUGCGCUUGGCCGUUGCUUUGAUGGUACAUCAGAUGGUACCUCCCGAGUCAUGAAAAUCUAUGAGGGUGUGGCACUGACAUUCACCUGUGGAGAUAAAGAGGUCACUAGGCAGAGUAUGUUCCAGCAGAUGCAGAACUCACUGGGUCAGGCCACAGCUGGAAGUGCACGGCAGGGACGAGGAAACAGGAGGCAGAGAGGAGGCUCAACAGCACCUCGCAGUAGGAAGAGGAGUACUCGUUAUUCCAACACACGUGCCCAGACCGUUGGCUGACAUCCCAAGCAGAACUUAACCCUAUAUGAGACAAAACAGACCCAUUUCCAAUGGGGGCUGCUCUUAUAGGAGUUUUUAUCAAGUUCAGUUCCAAGUUACUGAAUUUAAGUCAUUUCAGAGCCAGAAGGAUGUGAGGAAAGUACAUAUGUACUUGUAUAUGGCUGGGGUAAAGUCCAGUGAAUCAGUCAUUUAGGGUGGCUGAUAAAAAUGUAAACUGGCAAACAAUAUUACGCAUUUCAUGAAUUUCAUAGCAAAUUAUACAGAGGGAAGGAGAAAACAAUACUUUUUCAAUUAACUUCACAAUUUUACCCCAUUAAAAGCUAACAAAAACCUUACAAAAAGUACUCUAUUUUAGAAAUAGCAACUCCAGAGGAACCUGCGCUUCAUGGAAGUUAUAUUUUAUGCAUUUUUAUUCACUUGUACUGUGGCAAAUAUUUUAUUACUUGAAAUUGUAUAUAUAGAAUAUUUAUUGCAUUCUUCAGAGUACUAAAGACAAAGCAGUUAAACAACCCUCUUCCACCCAACCAAACCAUUUGGUGCCAUUUAUCAUUCACAAAUUUGAAAAACUCUGAAGUUGUCCAAACUCUAAAAAUUUGAAUCUUAAAAAACAACACUGCCUUUGAGUCUUAUUAUUAUAAUAAUUACAAUAAGUAUAUUAGUAUUAUGAAUUUUCAAUUUUAAUGAUUUUGUGAGAAAAUUCUCUCCAAAGUUUAGAAAAAAUAUUUUUAUGAAUAUUUUUGCUGCUUAGCAAAUAAGCUUAAAUUUAAUUUUACUACAUGCAUGCCUGUAGAAGUUAUUGUAAAGAUAUAAAAGGUCAAACUAAACAAGCCCCGUCUAUCUGUUACUUUAGCAAGUAAUCAUUCAAAUCUACCAUCAAGAGCGAACAUACUUUUGGUAACACUUCACAAUGAUUAAAGCGAGUUACAAUGAAUUAACAAUAAACAAAGCUUUUAAAGCAUUUAUUAAUUAUAUACUACAUAUGCUUACUAAUCAAUUCUUAACAUAAAAUGCAGUCAUCCAAAAAAAUUUAUUCUCUCAUGAUUUACUCUAAUCCAAGAUAUCUACUUUCUUCUGCAGAACACAAAAAGAAAUUUUUUUGAAGAAUAUCUCAGCUCUGUAAGUCCAUUCAAUGCAAGUGAAUGGUGAUCAGACUUUUGAAGCCCAAAAAGCAGAUGCCGGCUGCAUCCGAAAACGUAGGCAGCUGACUUGCUGCCUAAUCAGUUAAUGGCUUAACCGACAGCGUUUAUGAAUUGAUGGAACUUUUAGGAAACUGGUCUUGCAAAAGUUUGAAAAUCACCAUUUUUUCCCCCGUAUACAGCCUCCAAAGGGAGCAUUUUCCAGUUUUCGGAUGCAGGCAUAGUCAGCAUAAUCCAUCAGACAACAGUGGUUUAAUCAAUGUCUUCAAAAGCAAUCCAGUUGGUUUUGGGUGAGAACAGACCAAAAUGUAACUCCUUUUUCACUGUACAGCGGUCUCCUUGGUGAUCGUGAUUUCAAGCUUGUGCUUCCUUUAGCUACCAUUCUGUGCAUGCGUCAAACACUAGUAUGUGUAAUCGACUGCUGUCAAGAUGCACAGUGGAAAAUUAUUUACCCAAAAUCAACUGGAGCGCUUCAGAAAUCAUUGAUUAAACCACUGGAGAUGUAUGGAUUAAUUUUAGGCUGAUAUUCUUCUAAAAACUCUGUUUGUGAUAAGCAGAAGUCAUUAAUGCACAUCUGGGAUGGCAUGAGGGUGAGUAAAUGAUUUUUGGGUGAACUAACCCUUUAACAUUGACUAAUGCAAUACUGUACACUAUCACGAACAAACUAUGACCAAUAGUGUAUUUAUAUAUUAACAUUAACCAAGAUUACUAAAUGCAGUCAAAAUGUGUUCAUUGUUCAUGAUACCCAGUGCAUUUACAAAUGUAAAUGUAUAGACUCUUAAGUGUUACCAUAUUUUACAUGAUAGGCAAUUCCGAGAAUCUUAAAUCAACUGAUCAAGUGUGCAGCAAUACUGAAUAAAAAAAAACCCUCUGUAGGAAAAGCAAAACAAAAAAAACCUCCAAUAAAGCAUAAUUCAAUUGAUAUUUGUUGCUUUUAAAUGAUGACACUGUCAAGUUCUACAAAUUAAAGAUGAUGCUUGAUUUCA